AUGAUUAUAAAAUUAGAAAAAAUAAUAAGCUGCUCGUCAGAGCACCCUUCGUACCCGGCGUCGAACCUUUCAUGCAAGCCGUCACCAGGUCCAUGGAAAUGUGCGAAACCUGGAGAAAUGCUUGCAGAAGUAGUAUUCGAGCUACCAGAGGCUUCAUGCAUAACUGGUAUUAAUAUUGAUAAUUACAGGUCCUGUUUGGUGAUCAUCACCGCUGCGACUUUUCAGGAGCCGGACAAAUGGGUGUUCAUAUUGAACCACCAGUUCAUGACCCGCGACGAGGCAGUAAAUAACAAGUUCAAGGAUAAGGUCCAGGUGUUUACCAAAAAGGAGCUUAAUCCUGAUACUGUUGACAGGAAAUUCGAUAGGGUGAAAGUCACCUGCAUGCAGCCUGCUAAUUUGAAAGAAUUAUUCGGGCUAACUUCCAUUACUCUUAUAAAUUCUGGUAAUUUUAAAGAUGAUGAUAAUAAAAGAAAUGGUGGUAGUAAUUUUGAUGAUAAUAAUCAUGAAAAAAAUAGACUGAGUGAUGAUGAGCAGGCUUCUACUUCAGAAGUUGAUAGAAGUAAUUUGACCAAGGAUAAAAAUAAGUGUCCAAUUUGCUCGAAAAAUUCAGGUGAAUUGUGCAAGACAUGCAAGAAGUUGUCUGCUCCACGUGAUAAUUCACCACUAGUGAAAACUAAGAAAACUAAGACUAAAGAGUCUAAGCCUAGAGUAAAGAAAGAAUUUUCAAAGCUGCUGAGUGACGUAAGGUUCUCUUUGAGCGGGUACGUCAACCCUCAGCGGGAUGAAAUCAGGAAGAAAGCACUGAAAAUGGGGGCUAAGUAUGUCUCUGAUCCUAAUACAAGGGAAAAUAAAUGUACUCAUUUAAUAUGUGCUUUUAAAAACACGCCUAAGUACCAGCAGUUUCGCGGUCGUGCGAAAAUUGUUUCUAAGGAUUUUAUUGAAGAAUGUUUUGAUCACAAAAAGAGGUAUCCUUGGAGAAGAUAUGCUUUGAGUAGCAGUGAUAGUAGGAGAGCUGCUGAAAGUGAAGAAGAAGUUGAAGCAUCAACUUCACCAGCAAGACCGGCGAAUCCUUAUGAACAGGAUACUGAUUCAGAUGAUUAA
Molecule: messenger RNA, 1101 nt
Organism: Cotesia congregata
Lineage: Eukaryota; Metazoa; Arthropoda; Insecta; Hymenoptera; Braconidae
Source: the annotation of a GenBank genome assembly